AUGCUCCGACAGCUUCUUCCCCAUACUCUCCGGAAGCCGUUCAGUCCUUCUAUCGCAAAUCCGAGUUAUGCCGGCGGCCGCGAGCACUACUACGAACCUCUUCCCCUCCGUUCUGGGACCCAGCCAUACCGUCCCCUGCUCUUCUCGCAGCGUCCUCGCGACAACAGGCCUGAGCCCAUCGAUCUCAGUCUAGUCCCCAACUUCGACGAAGGCGAAGGCUAUCUCACUUAUGUUUAUACAUCACCACCGGGUCCUAGCACUGCAGAGUUACAGGCAGAGAUCUACGCAGAGUUCGGCGCUCUGAUAGGAAACAGCAAGCAGCCUGGGGCGGAAGAUUUCCUCCAACAGAGGUUUCGCCUGCGUCAUGUCCCAAAGAUCGAGCGUCCUUCGGUUAAUAUCCUUGAACCUCCUUCUCGGGAAUCUUGGGCACCUCUAUCUUCAAGCUUUGAAAUGCUCCUGUCUGAGGGCGGCGCAUCACCAACCUCAGAAUAUCGUACUCCGGCGCGAAUUCGAAGAGUCUUUCCCAGAACUCUAGACAUUGAGUUGGCAAAUCAACUUGAAGGACCUCCCUAUGGAAGCAGCUCAUCAUCGACUCGGUCCGGUUCAGUGUCUUCAAGUGGCAGCGACAGUUCCGUUCUAUAUAUGCGUCCGCUAGAGCGCAUUCCCCUUCUCCCACACACUGCCAGAUCACCAAAGUUUGAUGCCGCAGGGCCAUUUGAUACGCUGCAACCUAUCACUCGACAUCCCUACAGAUGCAGUCCAUACUCGAAUGACCGUUACGAUUGUUCAACUGCAGAGGAGCACAGGCCAUGCGAGGAAGACACCGGGGAGACAUGGGGCGAUGCAUGCCUCGACUGCUUGUUCUUCGGAGUCUUGUUUGUGUUAUUCAUGUCCGCUAUCUUUGCCUAUGCUUGCGUCGUGCUUUUGUUCUUCCGCAACUGGUCACGGACAUAA
Messenger RNA from Fusarium subglutinans, 954 nucleotides. RefSeq lists its product as uncharacterized. The record is from RefSeq and is a predicted model, not a curated record. NCBI's taxonomy places the organism in Eukaryota, Fungi, Ascomycota, Sordariomycetes, Hypocreales, Nectriaceae. The transcript has a single exon. The coding region runs from base 1 to 954 and encodes 317 amino acids.